This is a messenger RNA of Fusarium verticillioides 7600, 126 nucleotides long. RefSeq lists its product as hypothetical. The transcript has a single exon. Lineage: Eukaryota; Fungi; Ascomycota; Sordariomycetes; Hypocreales; Nectriaceae. Bases 1 to 126 code for a protein of 41 amino acids. The record is from RefSeq and is a predicted model, not a curated record.
AUGAUAUUCUCACUUUCAUUCUUUGCACCAACUCAACCUACGUACGCUACUCAAAUUUCUACGGCCUAUCAUCAGUCAUUGAUUGUGCUUGAUGCCAUGGCAUCGCGUUCGUCUCCAUGCUUCUGA